UAUCUAUUUAUUUAACUGGAAAGUCAUACUUGCAUGUGGGGGGAAAAACUAGGUUUCCUGGAGACUGCUGAGGCAUAAUAUAGGUAGAUGUUCGAGGAAAUUUGUCAUAUCGCAGUAGGACUACACUUCCUUUAAUUCUACAGAAAGACAAUCAUGUUUAAUCAUCGUGGACAAGUGUUCAUCGCAAACCACAAUAUUUCGAUCCUUAAGUUUCGGUUCUACAUUUUCGUAAAUUAAAUAGUCCACUUGGUCCCCCUCAGGGAUAUGUAACCAGCAUACCACAUUUGUCAAAGCUUUCUUAUUGCCUAAUUUUUGCUGUCUUAUUGACUAAAAAAACAACAACAACAACAAAAUUUACGAUUUGAUCGGGUUCAGCGAGGACGCAGCGGGAAAUAUGGCAGCUAGUCUGGGGUUAUGCUGCAGGAGAGGAGCGCGAUGCACGUUUCUCACACACCGAAAGGACGUCGGAAAAACGCUGCAAAGAGCCCUUUCCCUUCGAAUGGACUCGGGUAAACAGAAAGUCAAUGGAAGUGAACUGUUUUACCGACGGACUGGAAGAGGGGAUCAUGUCGUUUUGCUUCUUCCCGGAGCAUUAGGCAGCGGGCAGACGGACUUCGGGCCGCAGUUAAAGGAUUUGAGCAAAGAGCGUUUCACGCUAGUUUCCUAUGACCCAAGAGGUUAUGGACGCUCUAGGCCGCCUGAUAGAGACUUUCCGCCCGACUUUUUUGACAGAGAUGCCAAGGACGCCGUGGACCUUAUGCAGACUUUAGGUUUUGGCAAAUUCUCUUUACUGGGGUGGAGCGACGGCGGUAUAACAGCGUUGAUCGCCGCUGCGCGGAACCGCUCCUCCGUCAAAAAGUUGGUCAUCUGGGGGGCCAACGCUUACGUAUCGGAUCAGGACGUGAAGAUAUACAACGCCAUCAAGGACGUGUCCACGUGGAGCAGCAAGAUGCGGAAGCCCAUGGAGGACAUGUAUGGACCGGAGUACUUCACUCGGACGUGGGAGGCUUGGGUGGAGGCCAUGAGUGAUUUCGCUCAGAGGCCAAAUGGGACGGUGAAUGUGAUCACUUCAGGAAGCAUCUGCCGAGAUGUGCUGCCCCGGAUUGGCUGCCCCACCCUGAUUGUACAUGGGGAGAAGGAUUCUAUGGUGCCUUCCUUCCAUCCUCAGUACCUGCUACAGAACAUCCAGGGCUCUUGUCUGCAUCUGAUGCCAGAGGGGAAACACAACCUACACUUAAGAUUUGCUGCAGAAUUCAACAGGCUUGUCGAUGAAUUCCUGUGCCAGUGAAAAGCCGGGGACCUGGGACUCUCACAUGUGAUUUGGUAAUGACAUAAAAUGACAACCGGGGGUAGAAGUCACAAACACUCAGUAUGACCUUCAUGCAUCCCCGUACCUACCAUUGAAGACAUAGAGGUGAAGUCUGCAGUAUUUUUUCUGCAUCUCCAAUUACCAUGAUCCAGUAUGGGGCAUAACCUACGAAGGGCUAACAGUUUUGACCUCAGUAUUUUAAAAAUCCUGGCUACGGUCCUGCCUUCCUGUCUAUAAUAACCUUCAUCUUACUCGGUAUGAAUUUCUUUUAUGGAAAUAAAAACACUCAAGUGAGUAUCAGUGUGACCUUUCUAAAUUUAAAAGUGGAAGAUUAUAGAAAAACAUGCACUUGUUUAAUAGUCAACAUGUAUUCGUAACGUACCUCUUCUGAAAAUAUUAAGCUUGUAACUUACCACCAUAAUGACUGUUUUCAUAAAUGAAGAUGCCCUCUGUGUACCGCUGGUUAUAACACCACUGGUCUAGGGCUGACGCGAUUAGUCGAUGACGUCAACACUGAAAAUGCGUCAACAUCAAUAUUUUAAAUCAACGCAUCGUUUUUUUGCACUAUGUAUGAGCACCACAGGCGCUGUUUGGGAUGAUGGACCGCCAAAACCACCGUAAGUGCUCUCUAUUCAUAUUUAUUAAAUUACCAUGAGUACGGAGAGCUUUUUAAUACCAUUUGUCCUUGUAGUUGCUAAAUACACUAAGUAUUAAAACCAUGAAUUUGUCUGCCUGCUGCUUUAGAAUUUGCAUUAUAUAAGUGUCUAUGAAAAUGUUUAGGCUAGAAUCUGGUCUUAUUCAUUGUUUGACGAUGCCGAUGUGUGUGUUCAUGCACUGGGCUUGUUGGGACCAGUGUUGUUAUCGAAACUGAAACGAAAAUGGACACCAAAGAAAAUAAUUUGUGAACUGAAAAUAAAAACUGUUUACCAAAAAAA
Paramormyrops kingsleyae is the source of this 2244-nucleotide messenger RNA. It is a transcript of the gene bphl, whose product is annotated as biphenyl hydrolase like. Gene Ontology annotation, molecular function: serine hydrolase activity. The record is from RefSeq and is a predicted model, not a curated record. NCBI's taxonomy places the organism in Eukaryota, Metazoa, Chordata, Actinopteri, Osteoglossiformes, Mormyridae.